UACUUUAGUCGAGUGAUAGUGUUCGUGGUAGAAGGUACCGUUAUCGUCUCAUCGAACAAGAAAAAAAUAAUUUUUUUCAGUGAGACAAGAAAAAAUAAUAAAAACAAAAAUUCAAUUAAAGUUUGAUGAAAAAUUCCAUCAAAAUCAAACAGAACUGAUAACAUUAUAAACAAUUUGACAUUUCAUAAGACUCGGUGGUGAAAAAAAGAACUAAAUUUUCUCCACUUUUUUUGGUGCCGGUGAAAAAAAAUUUAAAGAAAAAAUCAAUUUAAAGUGAAAAUUUUUCAGGGAAAUUUUUUUCUUCUUUCCUUCCCACAAAAUCAAAGAAAACAGCUGGAAUUUAAAGAAAAUUACAAUCUGUCAAAUUGAUAGAACUGUCAAGUUACUUAUUUUAAGUAAAAAGGUGACAUAUUGCAAUGACAAAAAUUGAAUUAAAAAAAAUUUAGUGAAAAAAUAUAAAUUUUUUUUUAUUACAAAAAAAAAAAAAACCAAAAGACGACGAAGAAGAAAAUCUAAUACGAAUUUAGAGUUCGCUCUCUCUAUCCCCCAAUAUUCAUGAUAUUCCUAUCUCUCUUUUACUCUUUUGAUCGCCGUGUAUAUCGGGUGUGUUCGUUUAACAACAGCAAGCAGCAAUAGCUGAGGCCAGAAAGUGGUGGAAUUCUCGAAAUGUCGUCGUCGUCAAUGUUUGUAUUUGUGAGAAAAUCUAACACACACAACACGUGACUUUCCUUUGAUUAUGAUGUUCUUCUGUUGACUGUUUUUGUUAGUGUGUGUGUAUUAGUAUUGUUUGUGUUGUUGGAGAGAUUGCGCAAUUUCCAACAUCGUCGUUUUCGCUUCCAUCGAGUGUAUCUAUUCGAUACGGAUUCAGAACUGCGUCUGCAUUCGCCGCCAGAGGUCGUCCGUGUCGUCGUCGUGCAUUCAACAAAGUUUCUUCUUCAUCAAACGCGCCUCAUCGUACCGUACCGCGCCAACCAACCAACGAAGCAGAAAACACUUUGCAAGAUACACACAAUUUUUUGUUGUUGUUGUUGCGUUUCGCCUUCGUGUUUCUAUCGUUUGCCCGCACUUCGCAUCAAAAUGCAAAGAAGAUUGUGUGUGUGAUCUCUGCAAAAACGAAGUGCGUAGUUUCGAUGUGUGGUGUGUGUGCGUGUGUUUGUGUAUUAUAAUUGACGGUUUUAUACGUCAGAAUUUAUUACAAUAUUUUACGGGCCUUUUUGUGGAUUAGUAAAGGCACAGCAGCGUGUGUAUAUUUUAUUACUUUGCCCCUUCCCAGUCACCUUUUGUAAAUUGGUGUGUGUGUGUGUUUGCUUGUUUCGUCUGUUCACCAACUCGCUUUUAUUGUGGAUUACGCGUUCUGUGUGGUGUGUAUGUGUUGAGCAUACACGCUCGCAGAUAAUACAUCUCUGUGAACCCAAAACAGCAGCACACACUCUUAAUUAUAAUAAUAAUAAUAAAUCUGGAGGAUUGAUAGGAGUGGAAGAAAGACCGUAAAAGAAAAUACAACAAAUUUUAUAGAAUCGGGCUCCAAAGAGGAAUACGAAAGAAAAAUUAAUUCAUGGAUGGAUGCUUUAGUGGAUUUCAGAUAUAACCCAACAUAACUAAGGCAACUAGACCGCAACUUCUUCGUACGAAGAAAAAAAAAUUAUCUUCACGGUGCCUUAUCAUGCUAGAUAUGAUAGCCGAUUACCACAAAAGUAAUAUCUGCAAACGUGAAGAUAUCAAAGACAUUACUUCUACUUCUGUUGCUUCUUCACCAACAACUUCAGAUGGCAUUACAACAAAAAAUCUACAAUUGCAACAACAACAGCAGUCCACUACGUCGACAACGAUGAGUGCACCAAAUGCAAGACCUGUAGUAACCACAUUCACUCAAUCGACAAUGGACAAAUCUAUUGUCACGGCUGUUGCAUCUCCUGCUACUACUGAAAGUGGUGCUUCAGAUGUUUUUGAAACAACAAUGAAACCUCCACCACCAAAGCAUCAUCAACAUCAAAAACAUCUGCAUCAUCAUCAACAACAACGUCAAAAGCUUAAAGUCAAAGAUUUCAAUGACGUCAUUGUGUGCAAUUUAUGUCGUGGAUAUUUGAUUAACGCAACUUCGGUUGAUAUAUGUGAGCAUUCAUAUUGCCGAUCCUGCAUUGUCAAGUACCUUGAAACUGAUAGCAAUUGUCCUAAUUGCAAACCACAAAUACGUUUCAUCACACUUAGUAAUUUAAGAUCUGAUGACAUCCUGCGUACGUUGGUCUACAAACUUGUACCAGGUCUUAUACAACAAGAACGGGAACGCCAGUUGCAUUUUUGGAAAACCUUAGAUUCAACAUCUGACUGUGAUAUGUUAAUGAUGGAAGAUGAAUUCAUUUAUCCUGCUGAACCAAUAAGUCUUUCGCUAGAAUACCAUCCAGCGUUAUUGGUGUCUUGCAACAAAUCUCAAAUCCCACCAGUGAGAUAUCUGCAAUGUCCUGCUGGAGUGACAGUUCAUCAUUUGAAACGAUUCCUUUGCUCCAAGUACGAUAUCGAUCCGGAUAACCAACGAGUGGACAUUGACAUCAUCUAUGAGGAUGAAAUUUUGCCAGAAGAUUUUAGUCUCAUGGAUGUUGGUUAUUGCUAUAACUGGAAGAGGGUGGCUCCAAUGAGAUUCUGUUAUAGAAUUCUUUUGCAUAGCAACAUACCAUCACCAACAGCUUCUGCAACAGCAGCAGCUUCUAAGACAGUGGCACCCUUAUCCACCACAACAAAAGUAUUGGGGGAGAAUAAUCAAAAUGACUCAGGCAGUCCAGAGGCUAAACGUGUUAAAAAGUCCUCUCCUACAGAUAGUGAAAUGAUGAUGGCACCAGCUGUCCCGUCAGUAAAAUCGGUAAGGUUCAUUGAACCAUCAAGCCGUAAAGUCGACAAAAAUGGAGAGAAUAAUAAUAGGCAGGUUACCUAUUCGGUUUAUAAAUCCAAGUCGUUAGAUAUGAAGGAUUCUUCGGGUAGUUAUGUGAAUAAUAACAACAACAAUGAAAUGGAACGCGAAAAGAACGAAAGUAGUGGAGUUAUGAAAAUGAUUAUAGCCCGAAAACAGAGCCCUAAACGGUCUAGUUCGGAAGAGUCUGUUUACAAUAUUACAAAUGACUUUAAAAGUCUUCGGAGUAACGAUAUGCGUUACAGUGAUUAUGCAGUGACUUCAAACUCCACAACUCAAUUAACAAAGACAUCCCGGGAAGAUUCAAAACCUGCGGUAUCCAAGUGUGAUAUUGUAGUGAGUAUCCCUCAAUCACAGAUAAAUCGUUCACCGAAUUCUUCCGAUGAAAGUUUGGAGAAUCUUUCAUUGGCUGAGUUGAAGACCGCUGGAAAGAAACCAUCUCCAGCGAAUAGUCCGCCAAAACCGAAGAACGUUCCUAAGCUCAAAAUUGAGUUGGUAAAUAGCCCAAAGACUAAAAUAACUAUACCGAAGCCUAAAUCAGCUGAAGUGAGGCAAGAACCGAAAAAAAUAUCUAAGCGAAAAUUCUCGAUUGAUGAACCGCCAAUGUUGCAGGAGAAGUUAGACUUGAAGACCUAUGCCAAGAAUAUUGGAUUGAAACCAAUUGAAAUGAUGGAUAAACCAAAGGAUCCUUUGGAAUUGCCUAAGACAAAGACAAGUCCUGAUGCAUCACCAAUGUCGACAUCAUCGUCGGCAAGUUCGUCAACGUCAAAUGGAACGUUUUCGUUCUCGGGAAAAGAUGAAUACCCAUCGUUUUCAUCGUCGUCACAUAAAAAACGAAAGAAGAAGCAUUCAAAGGAACCAAAAGAUUCGAAUGGUAAACGUCGGAAGCUUCAUGCGGAGAUAUCAUCGCAGCCGGAAAAUGAAAGUCUUAAAAUGAAGGUUAAAAUUACUGGAAAUCAUCGAGCACACAAAGUGGAAAGUCGAAAAUCUAGUAGUAGCAGUGAUGAUGUUAUACUUACAACACCACCGAUAAGCUUGAAACUUCCUCCCCCCAUGCCAGAGCCGACAAUCUUGAAUGGCAAACAUCAUGCCAAAAAACCGAAGCUGUCAUAUUCUCCCCCAACGUCGACAACUCCAAUUGCAAGUCCGGUUCCAAAUGUAAUGGCAAGCUUAAAUUUAACAAAUCCAAUUCGAAGCUUAGAGCCUUCAAAGAAGGCCAGCCCUACGAGCCACAAGGAGUCUGAAAGUUCAAAGAAGGAAUCAAAAUCUAAAGAGAUGAAAGUAAAAGACGGAAAGUCUAAAGAUUCUAAGACAAAGGAAUCAAAGUCGAAAGACUCUAAAUCAAAGGAAGGUCACUCAAAGGAGGUUAGUUCGAAGGAAGUACUUUCCAAGGAUGUCAGCUCCAAAGAAAUCACCUCCAUUAAAGAUGUCAGUGCUAAGGAAGUCAGCUCUAAAGAAGCUUCUUUCAAAGAAGUCAGUUCUAAGGAAUCAAAAUCAAAAGCCCCCAGCGCGCCCCAGAUUAUGACAACCGUGCACGCAAGGAUUCAAACAAAACCCUCGCCACAGAUCACAUCAACAGCUACUAUCAAGUCACCUGCGCCAAUUUCCAAGCCUUUGACGAAUAUUCAGGAAAUGAAAAUACCUGCUUCGCCACCGCUUCCGCCUAGUCUCUUCAAAACUACCCCGCUUACCAUUCCAACUAUAACUCCCACUUCAACAAAACCUGCUACUCCACCACUAAAGCCAGUUCCCCGGCCUUCGGUGACUACCCCAACACCAACUCCAACACUCCCAGUCCAACAGGCUUUAAACCGAUCACCUAAACUACCUGUAACGCCACCAACAAAGCCUCAAUUUGCUAUGCCCCAAGCUCCACCAAAAGUCAUGCCAAACACUCAUAAACUGAGUCCUAUCUCCUCGAUAGCAAGUUCGGCGCACAAACAUGCAGCUCAGCUGAAACGUUCCCAAAGUCUUGAUGGACCACAUCCGACAGCUUUGCUAACAAAACAACAGAAGACCGAACAAGAUCGCUUGAUGAGAAAAUCAGCUUAUGGUCCGAUGUUUCAACACAAUCAGCGUCCGAUAAAGCCGUCAAACCCUACGACUUCAGGAUCAGCCCCAAUUAAAACACAAGAUAAGCCUUUCUAUACCUCUUCCAUUGCCUCGAGCUAUACUCAUGAAAUAAGCAAACGAAAACCGUUACCCAUGCUGAUGCCACCUUCAUCAAUCAGCGUUACCAAAAUGUCGGAAAGUACAAAUGGAAAGAUUACACAUUCCUCAAGUACUUCGGCUGUCACUAUAACUUCAAGUCAGAAGAAACCUUACACAACAAGUCAAAGUAGCAGUCCAUCAAUAAGUCAUAAGCCGGCUUUGGAGAUAUUAAGGGUUCCCCAUGUUCCAACAUCAUCAACAUCUUCACCCACAGAGCAGCAAAAACCAAGCUCGGUGAAGUCAAGUCCUCCAAAAGCUACUCGACCUCCACCACCUCCAAUACCUUUGGUAAAGAUUAAGAAGUCCCAAAGUAUGAGUACACCCUGUGUGAGAUCACCUGCCCUAACUGUGAGCACAAAGAGCACAACUGGACAUUCACAAGCCUCGCCACCAGGACUUAUCAGUAUGCGAAGCAUCAUUCCUGCAAUCGUGGCUAGUAAAUCUGCGGCAACUAGUGCUGAAAAUGCUCCCAAACAACCUGAAAAGCCUUCAUCAGAGACUAAUGGAAAGUCGUCGUCAAAGGAGAAAUUAUCGUCGGCAUCUUCGUCAUCAUCCAUUAAGGAUAGAAGACCUUCAUCUCGGGAUAACAGUGUGGAAAUUCUUGACCUUUCUGGCAAACAUUCAAACCAUCCCAAGCCUCCAACUCCACCAACACCACCUGCCGGCAAUAGUUUGGAAGCAGCUUUGAAUAAAAUUAAACAAAAUAUGACUUCAAGCACGGUUCCAGACAGCAUUGCUGCUUCAGCAAAUAAGUCUUCAAAAAUGGAGACUUCCCCAGAAGAUCUUCAGAAUCUCCACUUACUUUCCGAAUCUGCAACAUUUCGCGAGAAAAUCGCCAUCAAAACUCUCCCCAAACUAAAUGAGAUCUCCAAAGUUCGUGCUACCCAAACACCUGUGCGCCAACAAAACGCUUCAGUUCGGAACAUCCCAAAUCCAUCAGCCCUUGCUUUCCGAAAUCAACCACAGAUUCCUAUGCUCACCAGUAUUAACAACAAAUCAUCCUCCACACCAACAUCACCCGGAGUGGUUUCAACAAAACCCGAAUUCAAAACACCAACUCCACCAAACAACAGCCCUUCGAGCAGUACAAACCCUGGAUCACCACCAAGGCUAAAGAAGAAUUUAAACAUUGAACAAGUUGCCGCUAAUCUUAAUUUGAGAGCUGCAGCGGCAGCAGAUAAGUCAGAGGCUAUAGCAACAGCAACAGCUGCUGGUUCAGCUGUAUCAAGUGUUUCCACAACAAGUGUGACGAAUUCGUCAAGUCGACAAGCUGAAAGCUUUUCAAAUAAUAAAACGGCUAAAACAACAACUACUCCGGUGACGUCAUCGAAUGUGGUUUCAUCAUCAUCAUCGUCAUCAUCAUCGGUUUCGCCGGGUUUAAGUCGAGAAUCAACGGCUGCACCACCAAGUCAGCCGAAGACUUCGUUUAAGAGCAUUUCAUCACUAGUGGCGUCAUCUUCGUCAAGUUCGACAGUUAGCGCUGGAACAGCUUAGAUAUAAGGAUACAACUGCAAUGUAGCAUUAGAGAUCCUUUUUCCGCAAUAUCUACAACAAAAAAAGAGGCAUACAUAUUAUUAUCAUAAUUUUUCUGUUUUCCAUUCGUUCUAAAAGGAUAUUAAAAAAAGAGGAGAGAAAGAAAAAGAAUCAGAGAAUCACUUGACAUGGAUAAAAAGGACACCCACAUACAAAAACAAACUUAUACAUAGAACUCCUACACAUACAAGUCAUCAUGUAUACAAAGACACCUACAUGUUGGCAUUUUGAAGUUUUCCGGCUUUCGGCUAUAUCCUUCUAUCUUAUAACACAAAAAACCAACCCACAUAGAGUUUUGUUUUAUAUUUUGUGUGUCCUUCGCUACGAUAAAAGAAAGGAGAGAACAUAUUUUGUGGGGGAGGACGAACCAUUUGAUAUAAUUUCUUCGAGGGCUCACAAAGUAAAGUAGUAUAGUUAGCGGUAACAGCAGGCGGCUUAUUAUAUUUUUGUAUGUAUAUAAAUUUUACACUCACACAUCAAUGUUUUAUGCAUUUUUUUGUAUAUCUAUAAAAAGUAAAGAAAAAAUAAAUAUGAAAAUAGGUAUUAAAUGUGUGGCAUGCCCGAAUGCCCAAAAGGAUAUAAAAAAUAAACCUGUGUACAGAGUGGCACAAGGAUAUUUUAUUAUUAUUUUUUUGUUUGUGUCCUUGUUUUCUGUAAAAAAAUAUUCUAUCUCUCCUUGUUCGUUUUGAAUUUAAUUUUUAUCUUUUUGUUAUUUUCUUUCCAAAAAAAUAUAUAUAUUUUAUUUAUCGAUUUUAACUAAUUUUUUUUUUAUAUUUUUAACUAUUCUAUACGCCCCAUAUUUUUAUGAUCUGUUAUCUAGUUAUCUACACAUUCUAAGCAUAGAUAUAAAUAUAAUCAUAAAUAUUCAUUAAAUUCAUAAGGUUUUUUUUUUCUGUGUAGAUCAUUUAAAAUAAUAAACAAACAAAAGAAAUGUGAUGUGAAGCACAUCAAAUGUACUGGCACAACCCUCUAUAAAAAAAAAAACAUUAAAAU
Messenger RNA from Episyrphus balteatus (marmalade hoverfly), 7639 nucleotides. It is a transcript of the gene Su(z)2, whose product is annotated as protein suppressor 2 of zeste. Gene Ontology annotation, cellular component: PRC1 complex. Gene Ontology annotation, molecular function: promoter-specific chromatin binding. Gene Ontology annotation, biological process: negative regulation of transcription by RNA polymerase II. The coding region runs from base 1664 to 6607 and encodes 1647 amino acids. The transcript is spliced from 7 exons. Lineage: Eukaryota; Metazoa; Arthropoda; Insecta; Diptera; Syrphidae. The record is from RefSeq and is a predicted model, not a curated record.